AUGGCUAAAAUCCCUCUUAGAAAUCUGCUCUCUCUAAUCCAAAAACGCUUCCUUCAAACCAACCCAACCCCCUCUGCUGCUUCAAAACCGCCACCUUUAAAAUCCGCCCUUUUAACCUCCCCAAACAGCUCUCCAAAAUCCGCGUCCGUCCUUAACUGUUUGAAAUCUUAUGGAUUCGAGACUACCCAAAUUGCCACAUUGGUUAAAAAACGCCCUGAAAUCCUCAAUUGCAAUGUUAACACAAAGCUCAAGCCCAAGCUUGAAUAUCUCAUCCAAAAGGGUUUUAUAGGUAAUCUUUUGUCUGAACUCAUUGUAUCGAAUCCUUUAAUUCUUUUUCGAAGCAUGGAUUCUCAUAUUAAGCCAGCUUUUGAGUUUUUAUCCCCUCUUUUGAAUGUUGAGGAACUGUUGGUUGCUAUUAAACGAUCAUUUUCGUGCCUAGAGUUCUCUUGCAAAAGCCAUGACAGAAUGGUUUACGCGGUUAAAACUCUUAAAGAAAUAGGUUUUGAACCAAAACAGCUUAGGUUUAUACGGGCUCUUAGGGUGAUUUGUUCGAUGAGCAAGUCGAAUUGGAUGAAAAAAGUGGAGGUUCUUAUGAGUUUGGGAUGGGAUAAGGAGGAAGUGUUUAAUACUUUUAGGAAAGAUCCUACAUGUUUAACUUAUUCCGAGAAGAGACUUAGCUGUUUAAUGGAUUUUUAUGUGAAUACUAUGAAGCUGGAUGCGAAGACUAUCAUUGCAUGCCCGAGCUUGCUUAACUAUUCAGUCGAUAAAAGGAUUAUUCCAAGGUAUAAAGUUUUGAAGGUUUUGAGGUCGAUGAAGCUGAUCAAAGAGGACAAGAAGAUUGUUUGGGCAAUACCACUUUCUGAAAAGAAAUUUUUGAAGGAAUACAUUACUAAGCAUAGGGACAAAGUUCCAGGUUUGUUGGAUAUGUACCAGCAUGCGGCUAAGCAAAGAAAAACAACCAAAGGCAAGAAUGAGAAAUUUGAUCCCAAAUCAGCAAGUUUGACCCCUGUAGUGUAGUUCAUAAUCUACCUAGACAUUCCUUUUGACUGGUUCGUAAUGUAUUAUGGUGCUGUCAGUUUGAUCGCUUAGUAUCGUCUAUGUCGCCAUUAGCAUUUUAUUUUUCUUGAUAUUAGUUUGCUUAUGGUCAUUUUAUUUUGUUGUUUAUUAUAAUCUGUCUACAGGCAACUCUUUGCUUUAUUUUAAAAUUUUGCUUUGAGUGGAAUUCCUUUGGGUAUCCUUGAUAGCUUGAAAAGCUCAUAAUAGUUUAGCUUCAUAUCUUACCAGGGAUUGAAAUGAAUUAUGUUUAGGAAUGGGAACUUUUAUUUUGAGAAAACUUAGGUCAUGUUUGGCUUCAAAGUAUUUUUUUUCCUUUUGCAAAUUUUCAAUAUUUACUCUAAAGUGUCUUUUGAUGAGAUACAUAUUCGUUUUCAUUUUUCAGUGUCGGAAGCCUGCGAUUUCCAGUUUUCUAGCAAAUUGGGAAACUCUUAAAAAAUGCUUCUAAAAUGGUUCCAAUUCUUCUUCUGAAAAACAUGGAAAAGAAUCCAUUUAUUAUUCUUCUAACUGGUGUCAGACUGUCAGCUCGAAAAUCUUAAUCUCCUCUGUAGUAUUUGUUACAAUGUCUCCUCUUCCGUACUAAGCUAGUGGCUGUAUUGUUGAUCUGUCUUGAAAUUUAAGACAAGGAAAGACAAGUCUAGUGUUUCCAUCACUUGAAAAUCCUGGAUGUUAAAUGGAACUAACUGGA
Durio zibethinus is the source of this 1741-nucleotide messenger RNA. The record is from RefSeq and is a predicted model, not a curated record. Lineage: Eukaryota; Viridiplantae; Streptophyta; Magnoliopsida; Malvales; Malvaceae.